This is a messenger RNA of Seminavis robusta, 7246 nucleotides long. NCBI's taxonomy places the organism in Eukaryota, Bacillariophyta, Bacillariophyceae, Naviculales, Naviculaceae. The record is from the annotation of a GenBank genome assembly.
UCCAAAGAGGAAAGGAACGCAAAAACUUGAAGCAUCUCCGAAUCCUUUCCCCCCAGAGGCAAAAUUUGGAUACUUAGAAGCUAAAUUUGUCGACUCAUUGGAUAUCCUUAAGUACUGAAAACCAGAUUGACGCAAGAGAAUCGCCGCCACCCCGGUACGCUCAUUUUUUCGUCGAAGAAACAAGAUUUGCUGGCUCAUAUUCCACAUAUAUACAUGUAUUACCCUCAUUUAUGUGAGUGUGCGGUGUGAUGUGUGAUGUGUGGUGCGUACCACUCUACGGAAUUCAAUAGGUAACCAGAACGUAAUUUCCAACACUUGGCAAACAGCAGAUCGGAACAUCUGCUGUCCAUUGAAUGCGUUCUAUUCUAUUCAUUCUAUUGCAGCAAUUACACUGCGCUAGCUGCCAUGCCACCAAAAUUGUCAAGCCUAAAAAGAACAGUUGCCUUUCUAAAUUUGUCUUGAGAGCUGCAUGCUCGAGUGCGUUAUUACGGGAGGAAGAGCAAAAAGGCAGCAAUUUGGAUUUUGGAUGCAUGUGUGACGCCGACAGAUCUCUCGUAUCCAUCCAACCUGGGACUUGAGUACUAACAUCACUCACUACAACGCUAGCCAACUGGUAGCUAGUAGAGCAUCUGGGCAGUAGCGCAUCAGCAAGCAAGCAACUAACUAACCAACCAACCAGAGGCGCCUCCGGCUGCCCGCUUUGAAUGUGACUUGUUCCUCUUGGAUUUUGUCCAUGAACAGCUAGCUAGCUAGACCAGCCACACACAACACACAACACACAGACACCUACCUUCAUUCAUUCUCUCUCCUUCAUUCAUUUCUCUCUCGAACGCACCAUCCAUCAUGCCGACCACCCAGAGCGUCAAGGCGCGGCUUCGUUCCGCUCGAGAACGACGAACCAAAAAGAUCCAUAGUAGUAGCAGCAGUAGCAACAAGAAUCCUCCCGAGGGAGUCGACGCCAUCUUGUGGGACGCCAUGUAUCCCCAUGGAACAGGACCGUCUUCAUCCUCCGCUUCCAACGAAAGCAAGCGAUCGUCUUCUCCCGACGAUGAUCGAUCCACAACUUCCACCUACUCUGGAACCAGCAGCCACAGCAAGCCCUCUGUCACGUCUUCCUUUACUUCCAACACAACGACCACGACUGCCCUCUGCCAACUCCUCUGGGCCCGCCAGUGGGAAGCGUCUCUCCAACUAUUGCUGCAAGGCAACCGCCAGCAAGUCCAACAAUGGUGUCCGCUGCCCUGUUUUGGACAAAACGCCACUGGAUUGCCACUCCAUCUCGUAUGUGCCAUGAGACCCUUGCCUCCGGUCGAAAUCGUACGGACCAUCCUGCAAAAGUACCCAGAAGCCGCACAACAAAAAGCCAGCAUGUGGGGGCUCGUGCCACUCCAUCUCGCGGUCGAUCUACGCAGCAGCGGCGGAACAACAACCAAAAAGCAAACGACCACCAAGCUGAGCAGCCUCAAAUCCAAGGCGGCCGCUGUGGUAGGAUGGUCUUCCCAUACCAACAAGAUGGUACAACCGCAAAAGAAUCAUCAUCAUCAACGCGGUAGUGACAUUGUACCCGCCGUGGCAUCUUCCGACUCGUCAUCAUCCUUCUCCUCUUCGACGUCCAUUACAAGUCACAAUAUCGACGACAAUCUAUCUUCUCUGGGCAGCUCUGCUUCUUCCACCGCACACCAACAACACCCACAAUCACAAGAAGAUGACAUGACCAAUCACAGUCGCAUCAUUGUCUUGCUCUUGGACGUUGCCCCGCAAGCUCUCACCAUGGCGGAAGAAUUCCACGGCAUGUUACCCUUGCACAUUGCCGUCUCGAGUACUCCGGCGCAAGGAGGACGGGUCCCUCCUCAUGCAGCGCAGAUUCUACAAUUGCUCGCGACUACUUGUCCCGCGACCUUGCACACACCGGAUCAUGCCGGCGAUACGCCCGUCAAAAUGGCUCAACGCGGUCACGGCGCGACAACAUCCGAUCCGAGCGGCAGCAGCAGUCGCAACAGCGGCAGUCACACGACGAGUACAGUACUGUCUCCUCAAACAACACAACUACAAAUGGUGUCGCAUUUGCCCGAUUGGAAGUGGAAUCCCAUCUUGUAUCCCAAUAAUCAAGAUCAGACUGACGUGAUUGUCCACAACAACAAUAGCAAUAGUACCAGUGGUGCAAUCAAGCCCAGCAAGAAUCAAAAGAUUGCCUCCUUGCUAGUGGGAUCUUUGGACGAUCUCAUUUCCACAUCGUCGUCGUCGUCAUCCUCCUCCUCAGCAUCAUCCUCGUCAUCGGGAGAUGAUGCGAAUACCGACAAUGGCAUAUUCAUGCCCACGCCAGGCAACUCCUCCUCGUCAUCCUCGGCAGCCUCGUUGUCGGACAAUGACGAUUUGAGUCAUGAAAUCCAACAGUUGCAUUCGUACGAAUCGGACUUGCGAAAGGAACUGGAAGAAUCCAUUCGAUUGCAUUGUCCCAUUCCAGUAUUUCAACAUGACAACAACAAAGCCAUCCACUCCAGUCAACCAGUCCAGGAUGGAAGCAAGGUCACGGCCGAUACAGAGACGACCAUGACAGCGUCCUAUGAUGACGAUGUCUCCUCCUCCAUGCACUUGUUCCGAGAUGAUGGCGAUGAUGAUGACGACGAGUCCAUGGCCAUGGUGAUGAUGACCAUGACUAGUAGUAGUAUCAGUGCCGUUAGUAGUAGUAACGAGGAAGAAGAAGAAGCAACAGCUGCGGACAGCAUUCGCACCACGGCUCUGUAUUCGGUGGGCUGCGACAGUUUGAUUACGACCGCUACUGCUUCCUAUCACGAUGUGGUUACGACUGCCAGCUUGGACCAAGACUUGGAAGACUUGGAAAGCAAUCUUCGCCACGAGCUCAAAACGGCCAAGAGCUAUGCGUCCUUUUUACGAUAUUCGUUUGAGAACGGAGCAGCUGGCCACGAGCGCACCACUGCUAGUGUCCCUAUCGAGGAGACGCUCGACGACAAGUUGGCUGUACAGGAAGCAACAACAACAACGACGACGACUCCGGAUGUCCAAGCGGUUGCAGACAGUAGCACUGACAAGGCAGGUCAUGAUGCAAACAAGAAUACACCAAUGAUGCGUCAAGGCGAGAAUCCUUGUGUGGCAGUUGUGCCCGAGAGAAAAGAUCCAGCCAGCGAAGAACUCGUACCGGUUGCACUCCCAAACAUCUCAAACUCAGAAUUUUCCAUCGCCGGGACGUCAGGCGAGGAGGAGCAGGAACAUCAGGGUGCCGACAAAGAAGGUUGCCGUGCGGCUGUCGAGGAUCCGUCACAAACGGCCAACAAAGAAGAUUGCCGUGACAAUGAAGACGACGAAUCAAAUUCUGCCGAUUGGAAACUGACAAUGUCCUUUGCUCUUACGCGCCAGAACGCCAUGCCUGCAAUGAUUGUUCCAGACAACGACGACGUCUGGGACGAGAUUCCUUUGUCAGAAAGCGCCAAGAGCAGUGCGGUCCCGCUGGAUGAUGGUGAUACUGCGAAAGAGGAUCCAGUGCAAGACUUUCGCCGCCACGAUAAAAUUUUCCGUGAUAAGGAAGAGCCGAUGGUGCAAAGCAUGCGAAUGCCGCCCAGAAAAGCCAAGUCAGAGCUUCCGGUGUCCAGGGAUAACUUCCCCAGUAUCUUUUAUGGUCUUCCAUCCAUCCAGGAGGCAAACUCGCAGGUCGAAAAUGAAGAGGCUGAUGCUGCCGGAAGGUCUCCAAUCGAAGUGCCACCAGAGUCACAUCUCGUCGAAGCUUGCAAACAUACUGGUGACAACAGAGUCAUGCCUUCCAUCCAAGAACACCAAGAUGUCAGAACUCCCCCAUCGAGGCCCGAGGACCUUGAUGGAGCCGAUGACGAACGACCACUGGAACUCGAAGAGUUGCAAGAGUCCGAAGAGAAGGUAGGAAAGGACAACCGGCUUCACGGUGCCGAGCAACAUGAUGCCAAAGGACAACCCGAGCAACUGGCAGGCGUUGAGACUUCACGGGGCUCGAAGGCAGACCACAACGAAUGCGAUCAGGUGAAUACUGACAUCGAAGCGGUCAACGCCGUCGAAAGCGUUGAAGCCAAAUCAUGCUCCCAUGAUCUCGUAUAUCCACCCAAUGCCGAGGCUGUGCUAGACGACGAUGGCGACGUACUCAUCGUGUGGGAAAGGAUAGCGGCUGUCGCUCCUUCGCUUGGUUCCUUGAAGCUUUCUAUCGAGGAACACAAAAUCGUUUCGGAGAGUUGCUGUUCUUCAGCAGUGCUGAUACAACCAACCAGAUUUCCUACUACCGGUACUACUACUACUACUCAUCUGGACAGGCAGGAUCCGCAACCAGUUUUCAAGACCCCUACUCCUGAAGCAAAGAAGGCGUUGAUCAAGCAGGAACAGUCGCAGACUGAACCAGAGCGGGCCGAGGCCAACUGUUCUUCCUUGUCACCUCCGUUGCUUGCUAAGGCAACUUCUGCUGAUGGUCUUGCAGCCGAAGUAUCAGUCAAUACACCGCCAAAGAGUGGCGUUCAAUGUGCUUCGAACAAUCUUACCCAAUUGACCGAAGAGCUACAAAGAUUGCAGGCCGAGAACGAGUCCCACAUACUCGAGAUGGAACGCCUGAAGAAGAGAGUAUCCAUCAUUACGGAGAUCAAGGGAGUGAACUACGAAGACCUUCGAAGGGCACUUCAAGAUGUAUGCAAGCAAGACAAGUCUAGCAGAAGCACAGCUUCUUCUGUCAGUAGCCCCCUCUCAGCUCUGGACGUUUUGGAUGAAUGGCACCAAGAACUAAACGCAGAUGCAGAGGAAGGUGUUGCCCACCCGUUUGAUGAACAACGUUGCCCCUCGACACCAAGCCUUAGCCCUCCUCGAAUCAUCAAGACAAACGAUGGCAUUGGCAGGUGGUUCAAUACCAGUCCUUGCAACCCUGACGAUGCGUUGCCAGUAUCUGAAAAUCAAGCACAACAUCAGGAUCGCUUUCCUGACACAUGUGAGGCAGUCCUAGAUCUUGAAGGCAGCUUGGGAGAUUGGUGCGAUGAGCUGCUCGCUGAGUUGGCUGCAACUGGUGGACGAAAGGACGCAAGCAGGCAGAGCGGCAUUGAGCCUCAAGACGAGCACCUGGCCAAUGGACUCAAGUGCCAUCCGAAAUCGGACACGCUCAAGUUGUACCAGUCGGAAACAAGCACGAGUGAUUCUUGUGUUCCAACGAAGAGGAGUCAUGCGACACCCCAAGACAAAGCAACCUGCAACAAGGAAGGUCAGGUGCGGGGCAAGUUUUUGGACGAACAGGACCGCAAUCUUGGGCAACACUUGGGUUCCCUGCUGUCGAGCGAUUCGGAGCUCUCGGAAAGCUCACCGUUGCAAAUCCUCGAGCUGGACAAUGGUUCUGAUGAGAGAGAAGCAGGUUCUAGCUCAGUUUCGUUUGAGGACGAGCCAUCAGUGAAAAACUGCUCCGAGGAACAAUCGUGCCAAAAUCAAGCCAAGGCGAAAGCAGCAGACACACUUGAGCACGAUCAGUCACAAGGACAACCAGAACCCAUGCAGGUGGCGUGGCGGUACUCUGAUGCCAUUAAAAUCCUCGAUGCAAUUGAAGAGGAGAGCUUUGUCUCCAGCUCUAUCGUCAGUCUCGAAAUCGCUCCAGAAGACAAACCUAGAGCCACGCAGCAGUCUGAAGAAGCAGGUCAACCCCCGCAGCACUCGUUGCUUGCGGACACGGAAGGAACUCGAGCGCUCUUGGACGAGGACGAAACAAUUGACGAGGAGGAAUCUUUCGCGCAACAGGUAACCGCAGAGGAUGAAGAAGCAACUUCGUCGCAACCUGCGACACCCCAAGAUGAGGAAGAGUUCCCGGUAGUACGCGAGGUGGACGCUUUUCAGCUGGAACAAACGAAUCUUGAUGACGAGGAAGAAAAGAGUAAAAGAAAGCGGCGACUUCGAGAGCUUGUCCAAUGUCGCAAGAGCCAGAGACCUUUUCUGGACGCGGAAGAGGUAAUCAAGAAACUGUUCCCCACAAACCUCGAAAACCCGAACACGAUAUAUCGGGUGGAUUUGUUGGAUCAGACAUUUGAGGAUAUCUGGAAGUGUGCGCUGGAACAAACUGGAAGUGAUGUCUUCUCGCCACCUUCAAAAGACGAAAUCGCAUCAUCCAUUAUCAUUUAUGAUCCACGAUGUUUGGCUCAGGCAAUAAGCUCGCAGAAGAUGUUUGUUCUUUCGGGUGCCAUGGAGGAAAUUGUGGUCAACGAUUUAGCGAACGACUUGAUGGAGGAAGAGUCGUCUUCGAGCGACACCUCUGGAAUCGUUGCUUCGAUCGGUAAGCCGAAACGAGCAAUGAUAUCUCUCAAUGACGAGCAUGCUUCACAAGAUAGAGACUUCCGCUCCAGUACUCCCGAAGAGACAACACCUCCCAUUGGGUGCUGUGCGUUGGACUUGGGUGAUCUUUGGGCAUGCAUUGAAGCCACAGAUGCGGCACUGGCAAAGGUGGGAAAGAUGGCGGAAGAGGCACAAAAAACAUGCAACCGCUUGUUUGGCUGUGGAGGCAAGUCGGAACCCCAAGUGAGCCCUUCGUCCAUGGCCGCUUCGACGCGAAGGGAGCAAGAGAACCUGGCUGCAUGCAACGCUCAACUUCGAAGCAAGCGGCGAAAUCUAGACGAAAAAAGCGUCUCUGCUGGGCUUUUGUCGUUCAUGGACCAACUGAUUGAUGACGUGGAGGAGACAAUCUUUGGCCUCUCCCGCUAUAGCGACACACUCUCUAGACGUGAGAAAAGGAUCAGCAGCCGCCAAGAAGUCGAGACACAGUCGAAAGUUGACAAAUUCGGACGAAAAGACGAUGAAACUGUGACAGAAGUUGGAUUGUUCGAACUGGGAGCCUUUGGCAGCAGAAUCCCCAUUGUUGUUAGGUCCAGCAAGACCUCUUCUGUUGGAGGCAGUACCAUUACCGAUCUUUCUAUCAAAAGAUCGGGGUGGCUUUAGGGCGCGGUGGAUGUACAUGCGCAUUGCAGCGACCAUCCAAGGAGCGACAAACUUUCUCCAACGCACUUGCAUGAAACUCUCCAAUUCCCAAGAUGUCAGGCAUCCUAUCCUGGUGGGUUCUUUCAUGUUUCCCCACUUGUACACGCUCCAUGCAGUCUCCAUGUGAAUUCCUUCGCCACGACCCUGCGUUUCAGACUUGGAGGAAUACCAUCCAAGUCGAUGACUUCGACAACACAGCAACCGACCAGAAACGAGAUAGAUAUAGAAUGAUACAUUUUGUGGGUUUUAUGAUUCAUUUAGUACAACAGCUUCUUGU